AUGGAGGAAGACCCCUUGCUGUCAGACCUUAUUGAUCAAGAAUGGACCAUCCCUGAACCGUCAGAGGAACUCAAAAAUCUGAUGAAAAUAUACCCUGUGGUCCUGAUCACUCCAGAGGAAUACAAUGAAUGGUGCAGACCAUGGAAUAGAUCGCUUAUAAUAACUGUUCUGGGGGCAAAGUUUAAUGUCUACAGGUUGAAGGAAAGCCUGACCAAAGCAUGGAAAUUCGACAACUUUGAACUGAUCGAUUUACCAAACAACUACUAUGUUGUGCGUUUUAAAAACCCAGAAAUGUGGGGAGACCAAUAUAAAAGAGUCCUCUUUGAAGGUCCCUGGAUUGUGGGGCAACAUUCGGUGCUAGUGCAAAGGUGGUCACCUUAUUUUGACCCCUUUAACAAUCCAUUAGGAAGGGUGGCAACAUGGGUCAGAAUCCCACACAUCCCGUUGUUAUGCUAUACAAAGAACUUCAUUUGGAGACUGGGUGACAUGAUCGGAAAGACCCUGAAGGUUGACAUGAAUACCAUAGCUAACCUGGAAGAUAAAGAAGCAAGGGUAGAAAGAGGAAGGUAUGCGAGAAUAUGCGUUGAAAUUGACUUACAGAAGAAGUUGAUCCCCAGAAUAAUAUCGGCAUCAGCGCUGUUCAAUGUGGAAUAUGAAGGAUUGGGUCUCAUAUGUUUUCAAUGUGGAAGAUAUGGGCAUAGAAAAGAGGUGUGUCCAUGGAAGAAAUCAGCCGAAAAAGUAGAGAGUCAACAAGGAGGAAGCCCCUCAUCACCCCCACCAAAGAUGUCGCCAGCGAAAUCUCUACCGGCUGAGGAAGAUCAGUUUGGGCCAUAG
Neltuma alba is the source of this 834-nucleotide messenger RNA. RefSeq lists its product as uncharacterized. The transcript has a single exon. The coding region runs from base 1 to 834 and encodes 277 amino acids. The record is from RefSeq and is a predicted model, not a curated record. Gene Ontology annotation, molecular function: zinc ion binding; nucleic acid binding. Lineage: Eukaryota; Viridiplantae; Streptophyta; Magnoliopsida; Fabales; Fabaceae.